UGGGGUGACGCAGCCCAAGGAAGAACAUUUGUGAUCAUUUCUUUAUCAUUUCCUUGAAGUAAUAAUCACCAUAUUAAUCAUUCGCACUACAGAUGCGGUAGUUCUUCUGCCUUUGCAUCUCGGUCUGAUUUCAUUUCUAUGAGGAAAUGAUCAUAAAUGUUCUUCCUUGAGCUGCGUCACCCCGCUGCAGUCUGUAAUGGAUAAAGUCUCGCUACAAACAAGCAGCUGCUGGAGGAGAGUGGGUGAGAAGCAGGCGGUGGGCAACACUCAUCUCUCGGUGUGUUUGACCCUAACUUAAUUUUACGCAGGAAUAUCCCUUUAACAUGUGACUGCCCCCUAUGCACUAAUCACCAGAGUGAAUGUAAAGUGCAGCACAUGCAUAUGAUCAGUGUGUUUAAACUCCUGUGUGCUUUGGACACAAUGCUACAGCAAUAGACUGCUGUUUCAUUGAUUGCAUGUGUGUGUAAUCAGGGGUAAUAAUGUUUUAAAAACUUAACCAACUACUAUAAUCAGCCUCAUGUGAAACAGUAGAGGAGUUUAAACAGUAAGUGUAUGCAUCUUGUGAGUAUUCCUCGUGCAAAAGCAGAAAUUAAUCCAGGUAAUUAGCCCUGUGAGUACUCCUCUUUACUCUGAGAUGUUGAAGUGCCACGGCAGUAGAUCAGCACUAGCAGUGCUUCUAUAAUUAGCUGGUGAGUAUUAUUCCUGCAGCAGUGGGGGUACAGCAGGAGGAGCUGACUUGAACAGACCUGAUUGUCUCCAGUGGACAGUAAACAUGUCCGGGCUGUGAGCUAUCAGCAGUCUGGGGCCACAUCUUCCUCCUCUCCAUCCCUCCAUCUCUCCAGGGAGCAUCAGUGGAGCAGGUGCUGCUGCUCCUCCUUCUCCUCCACCCUCCCUUCUCGAGUCAUACCCCGCCUCUCUCUCUCUCUCUCUCUCUCUCAGAGUCAGGACACUCAGAGCGUUGUCCUUCUCCGUAACACAGAGAUGUGUUGAUGUAUCUUAGAGUGAUAUUAUUAUGGAGAUAACUCUUUGUUAAGCGACAGAGGAUGCGCAGGGUUUCUCCUCUUCUCCUUUCUGUGGUGAGACGGUAAGACGUUGUUUUCUGUCGUUUCAGUAGUCGUCUUGGGGUUAACCUUGUCCUAGCCUGGAGUGGAGAGUCUCUUGAACUCUGAAAUAUGACCGAGCCUAUUAAAUGCGUAUCAGCGCCUCCUAAAGUUGGGGCCAUUGAGUUAUGUAUUGAACAAUGUGAAUCAUGCCUGUCCUGUGAUACAGACUUGUGCUUUUAUCUCAUGACCUCACUUUUUUUUUUAAAUCUCUUUACCACACUUUCUCUGUGGUCUUUGUGCUGCUCUCUUAUCGACACUGACUCUUGUCUACUUUAUCUGGCGUUUUUUUUCUCGCACGAUAGCAGCAGUUUCGUUAUGAUUUGUUUGACCACAGUUUUUUUUUCUCAUGUCUAUUUUUGAACAAAAACUGAAACUGAAAUAGUUUCCGGUACUUUUUUUUUGAGUCAAACUGAAGUCGACCGAAAAACCAAUCGUGUCCAGUGUGUGAUUGAAUCAUUCAGUAAAGUGUAGUCAGAUAAACUGGUCCAGCUUGACUGACAAUGUGAAGACAGCAAGCGAUAACUGCUUCUGGUUUAUACUUUCAAAAUAAAAGUCACACGUGUCUGUUUGGUGUUAUAUCUCAAAAACGACAUAAUUUUUUUCUUUUAAACUAAUAACUAGAUAAUCUAGACAAAGAUGUGGCUGUAAAUCAACGAUUGUUUGAGAAUAAAUUGCCUUACUGGGGGCAGUGUCCGCUUUUAUUUUGAAAAAAGACUUCAUUUCCGGUUUGGAGCUGUUAACAUUGUCUGUCUUGACGCAGCCGCAGAAGGCGAGGCUUGUAAAGAUGUUUGCGGUUCCUACUUAUGUCCUCUUUCCUGUCAAACUUGUCAGUGAUCAAACAUCGCUCUUGUGUACUUCCUGUAAAAACUUAACGGGCAGGAAGGAAGAAAGACCUGAAACGCAACUCGGCGUGUCACUCAGCGUCCCCGUGAUGGUUUGUCACACAUUAACAGCCACCAAUGGGAGUCCGAGGAGUCGCUCUUUAAUUCGGGACCUUUAACCGCGACUGUAUUGUUUGACUGAGAUAGAUGCCGCGGGGCGCAUUAGCAGCAGUCAGGCGGAUCACGUCGCUUUUGUGUCUGUACACAGUCCGCAGGUGGAGUUUAACACACACACACACACACACACACACACACACACACACACACACACACACACACACACACACACACACGCACACACACACACUGACCGACCGUGCACCAUGUGCUGCUGACCUGCCGUAGACCAGCUGCUCAGCAGGGGUUACCAAGUAAACCUCCAAUCUCUUUAAUUACCUCCCUCUGAUAGAUAGGCUGAUGCUGGGCCACUGUAAACCCACGGCUUCAGAUACACCUCAGCGGUUUUUUAAUCUCAUUAAAAAAUCAGCAUCCUAGUCUGAUUAGUAAAUGGAUUAUUAAAAACCAUUAAAAAUAAGUCCCCACUAUAUAACUCUAUUGGCAGCAUGUAUUUGUGGCUGGCAGGUUUGUAUAUUUUCUGUAUUAAUCCCCUGUAAUUUCACUAUAGUUAAACUUCUCUGUUGUCAUUUACCCAAAUUUAUAUAAAACAAAAAAGACAGUUUGUACAUCAAGGUAAUUGCAGGAGUCAGCUUCUGUUUUGAAAUACUGUCAAACCUUUUCUUUUCUAAUCGACCAUUCAUUUUAAUAGUUAAAGCUUUAUUUACUUUUGUGGAAACACAGGGAUGAUCAGUUAUAAAUCUUUUUUUCCUCGAAUUCAGUUUGCUUUUUUUUUUCUUGGGAUUUAAAAUUAGAAGCAACAUCUCAGGUCCUCAUAAGAAGUACCAGUAAAAUAAUAUUACAGUAAGAUAACCUUAUUUGAGCCAAAUUACAGUAUCAUCAUACUCAGGCCCUGGUCUGUUCAUCAUGGUUUGUCACAUACUUAUCUUGGAUACCAGAGCCGGCCCAAGCCUCAAUGGGGCCCAAAGCAAAAUUUGAUUUUGGGGCCCUCUAUUUCUGCCAAUAAUAUUGAUUGUUGAUCAUUCACACACCUUCAUAAAUCUCUUUGAUUAAUAUUUCAUGACAUGCAAACAUACCUUUAUCUUGGCAUUUUUUCUCUCCUUCCUCUUUCUUUUCUCUGCUCCUGAAGGAUAUGUCCUUCUUUGCGACAUUGUUUUGCCCCACAACUACCUGCGCUUUGGCUGCUCAGUGCACAUUGCACAGCAAAAGGGACAUAACGGUAGCUGAGCUUUGACAUAUCGGCAGUAAGAAUCAUAGGCCUACAUCAUCAGCAGCACUAGAAUGUUUUUACUGACUUUAUUUUUACAAUACUUAUAUUUGAUCAUUCAGAAAGCAUCAUUCAUACAUGCAAAAAAUGAAAAAUAUUAAUUUUAAAAUUCUUUUUGAUUGCUCUUGGGAGCCCCCUAUUUGCCGUGGGGCCCUAAGCAGGCGCCUAGUUCACUUUUGCCUUGGGCUGGCACUGUUGGAUACCAAAAGGUAAAAUUCCCCACCUACGAUGAGUUCAAUUCAUGUAAACAGCUUCGUCUUGAUCUUCCUCAUACCCACAAGCUUUGGGCACAUAGUGAAAUGAUUUGGUGAAGCUAUGACAGUUUUUUACACAGGACAAACAAAAGUCAAGUAUGUACUGACACAGAUGUCUAAGGUCAUGGCACAAGAGGAAGAAUUCAACUCUCAGAGAUGCUUUUCUUGUUGCUCCUGUUUUGUGUAUUCACCUCAAAUGAAUGAGGAAAUAAUCCAUUAAAUCUAUAAUCUGUCCUCUGAGACGACAGUAUCAGCUCUGUGCUGCUGCCGACCCAAACCUCACCUUGACCUGAAGCUUUAAACACCAAACCUGUCUUUAACUUCUAUCACAGUCAUUGAAGAUAUCUUUUUCUCUGCAUGAUCUUUAGUUACACCUGUACCUGCACUGAUCCUGUAGCAUGUCAGUCUUUGUGCAUCUGCUUGCCUGUUGGUCUUUCUACACCUUUGUGCAACAGGAGUGUGUCUGUAUAUCUCACCCCCCCUCAUGUUUGUUCAGAUGCUGGAGGUCUAGCCAUCAUGGUGUCUGCACCUGGUGACACGACAACCCUCCAUCCACCACCUCCACUGAGAACACACACACACUCAGCCGCAGACAUGCAGAAAAACCCCACAGGCAACAGUCAGACCCAGCCUGGCAUCCAAACAAACAGACACAGAGUUGAGAUUGGUUUGCCUCAGAUAGCUUUAUCUUUUUGCUUCAUCUUCAUAUCAGAGCAGUGAGACUGAGCCUCACGCUGCAAGAAAGAUCGAUGACACAGAGGGGGGAAAAGAAAAGCAGCCGAUGUGAAAUGGGAAGGUUGUCGAGCAAGCGGCGGGAGACUGAGAAGGAGACAGCGAGAGGGGAAAUGACAAAGCAAAGAAACGUGGACAGACAGACAGAAGUGUUAGACUCCCAAAGCAGCUGCUAUUUAUAUCUGCUUUUUGUAUUUGAUAGACAGUGACAAGAUGUUUGCUGACAAGAACACUGAUUAUAGACAUGGAGAAGAGGCCGCAGAGAAGAGGGGAAGCUCCCUGAAACCAGGAGGAGGUGAAGACCUGAGUUUGAGGAAGUUUUUCUAGUGUCACAGUGCUGUCUUCAGAGAUAGUCAUUUACAGUCCUUUCACCAACAUUGUAAUUCUGUUUUUACUGCACAGCAAGCACGGCUCUGCUCCAAUACACACACUUAAAUAUAAAACAAAGUAAGGCGAUCUACUCCUCUUAUACGUCCUCCAUUGUUUCUGUCUCUGCAGCUAAUUCUUCGCUUCAGCUUGUCUUUGGUUGUACUUGCUGUUUAGAGUUUAUUUUCAUCGUUGGAGGUGUCGUUUAUUACAUUAUGUGGUUUUUCCGCUCCAUUUAUCCGCCCGCUAUAAAUGUGCGCUGGCUGUUUGGUCCCUUGGGGUCACAUGAUGCGUACACUUUUUGAUGCACAGUCCCUGGAUCCUGACUCAGCGUAUUGUUUACAUGCUUGUGUUAGCGUCGACUGCUAACAUGUGUGUUUCAGCUGAGGAAAUUUGCAUGCCCGUUUCUGUGUUUGCAAGUGUGUGAGACGGUGCACCAGAGGAGGGGGGAGAGUGUGUUCGUUGUUUAUGGAUUGUGAGGAAGUGUUAAGUGUUUCUGAGCGAGCUGAAGAGUGACUCGAGCUAGUAAAGCCAUUUAGCAGCCCCUGGAGUAACCCCGGAGACUGCUGUGUUGACGCCACUCUGACUGCUAUUACAGACAAGUUUAAGAGGCUGUAAAACAUUUGGCUACUUUUCCUCCCCCUCUGUUUCUCUCUCUCUCUUCUGUGUGUGUGUGUGUGUGUGUGUGUGUGUGUGUGUGUGUGUGUGUGUGUGUGUGUGUGUGUGUGUGUGUGUGUGUGUGUGUGUGUGUGUGUGUGUGUGCUUGUCAGGGGGAUUGAAAAAGUCUGCAAGCCAUUGUAACAGCAACAUUAGCUGUUGUUGAGAUCAUCAUCAUUUGUAGGAACCCAGUAAUAACGUCUUAAAACUUGGAUAGAGCUAAUUUAUUGUUGAGGAAACAUUUGUGUGUGUGUGUGAGUGUGUGUGUGUGUGUGUGUGUGUGUGUGUGUGUGUGUGUGUUUGUGUGCACACUUAUCGUCAGGCCAAAGUGAACCACACAAUAACACACAAGCAGACUCAGACAUGCCAUUGUGAUGAGAGUUAAUGAGAAGGUUGUGUGUUUCAACCUCUUCUCCAAUCCUAAUGACCCAUCCCUGCUCAUGAACACACACACACACACACACACACACACACACACACACACACACACACACACACACACACACACACACACACACUGUUACACACAUCAUGCACUUCUAAUGAGCUUACGAGGCAGAGCAGGUCCCCCCACCUACAGUCCUCGCAGUCCCCCCUGUGCUGGGUGUUUACCUGUUUUUGUGUGUGGUUAGAGAGAGAGAGGGUGAAAGUGUGAGUGCGCACGAGACACAGAGGAGGUGUCAAACACAGAGGGCUCACAGUGUGUUUGCUAUCCCUGACAUCAUGCUGAGCAGGGUGUUAGUGUGUGUAGGUGAGUUUAUGUGUGGAUGAAUGAAGUUGCACUGAAUGUAAAUAGUAUUUUAAGGGAUAUUCCAGUGUAAAAUUAAGUGAGGGUCAAACACACCGUAACACUGAGUUUGACACCCCGUCGAGAGAUGAAUGUUGCCGACCAACUUUAGUAACCACCGUACGAUAGCAAUACACAGCGGUCUGAGGAGCCACGCGCUCAACUAAAAAGCCACUCUAUAGCCACAAAUAAUACGCAGAACAGCACCUAACUUCAUCAACAGUACAUAUAAGGUCCUAGCCAUAGCACUAGCCACCAAACAUCUUUUUAGCUUUGCCUGAUUUCUUUAGCAAAGAGACCAAACACAACUCACCUACUCUCUUCCAGCAGAGUACAGAGGUCUCAGGUGAGUCCACUUCCGCAGUGGGGUGACGCAGCUCAAGGAAGAACAUUUCUCGGUGUUACUGUGUGUCUGACCCUAACUUAAUUUUAUGCCGGAAUAUCCCUUUAAGCAGAGCUGGGGGAGCUGCUGAUACCUUAAGUUUCCUUAAAGCUCCUGCGAGAAUUUUUUUGACAUUUAUUAGAUGGAUUGAAAUUCAUACUGAUGCUUUUUCAUGAUAUCCAAAAUAAAACAAGAUAGGUAGCAACAGGUUUGAUGGUUUUUAUUCUCCAAUUUUUAAAGCCGGUGUGAGGGGGUAGGUAUCGGCUGAGCAGCUGAAUAAACAGCCUGUUUCUACAAUUUCCUCAUAAAAUAUUCUCAGUAAAUGGUGAAUUUGACCAUCUAAAGUCAGCAGGAUGAUUUUUUUUUUUUAACAUGUUGAGGACAAGAUAAGCAAACACUGCUUUGUCCACAGGGGGCACCAAAAGUGACACAAAUUGAAAGUUCCUCACAGGAGCUUUAUUUUUUUAUUUAAAACUAAAUAAACCACAUUGUGUCAUUUGUCCAAAAAUGACACAUCAUGUAGUCAAUUGUUAUUAAGCCUUACCUUUUAGCCAGCUGAGACCCUGACAUGAAGACUGAUUUUGUGAGUUUGUCAAACUGAUCCAGGAUCAACUGAAACUCUUUCUGUCCUUUUAAACCUCAAGAUAAGGAGAAGUUUUGCAAAAGUUGAGUUGCUUUUAAAUGAGUUUCCAUCAAGCAUCUGCUGUUUUUACUCUUUUUAUUGACUUUUGCACUGUGCACUUUUCAAACACUUUACCCCUGAGGUGCCUAUGUCAUUGCGGUAUAAGAACCCCAUAGAUUGUAUGUGUUACAGUCUAACGGGGGCUGCUGCUGUGUGGCCUCUGAGUUGUGUUUACUCAUUCAGUCAUCACUUAAAAACAGCCCUGAAGGGAGUUAAAUGUCUUAAUUUGUAUUUAGGGCUGCUGUGUGUUUUCACCCUCCAACAUCCUGCUGUUUGAGGUCAGAGUUCAGAGGUGAAAGGUCACUGUCAGGAACCUCCCCUCCCCCACCUCACCCCUGUCCCCAAAGCAGGCAGAGGUGACGAGCAGUAAGAGACAGGGUGAUGGAUGGACAGAGGGUUAACAUACACACACACACGCACACACACACACACACACAGCUCAAACCACAAAGCCACCCUCCCCGUCAUCACUAUAAACCCUCCCCCUCUUUCUGCCCCCAACGCCCCCCAUCCCAAACCACCACCACCCUUCCUUACACCAAGAUUGGCGGCCAAAGGAAAGAGGGAUGAGGAGCAGAGUGGGAAGAGAGAAAAGAAAAACACACACACACACAGAUAAAGGCAUCCAAGGGGAGAAAAUGGAAAGAUUAAAAGAGUGUCAGAGAAGAGAGGGGCAAGGAUGAGAGGGUGAUAGAGAGGGAGGGCGAGAAGGAGGAGAGGAGGAGGGGGUGGGUGGAUGUAGAAGGGAAGGAGGAGGAUGAGGAGGAGGGGGGAAGUGGAUAGAAAAAAGGUCACGUGACCACGUAGCAGCUGCAAGGCUGAGAGGGGAGAGAGAGAAAGAGUCUCAGAGAGGAGCAGAAAGACGACGAGCUGGAGGAGAAGAGUGAGCGGGAGGGUGAGUGUGUCUGUUUGCAUGUUUGAAUUAUGUGCACAUGCAUAUGUUAGCAUGUGUUUGUGUUUGUGAAUGACAGGGGGAGAAAUAUCAGAGGAAUAGCCUGGAGGGAAAGAUUGUAAAGAGAAAAAAGGAAGGAAGAAAGCAGAGGGGAGAUUAUUUGUGUUGGCUUUUGUUAAAUGAGCCUCAGUGUGCUGAGAUAAACGAGGGGGGGGGAGAGAGAGGGAGAGGGAGAGAGAGCGAGAGGAAGGAAGGAAAGAGUGAGUGAGUAAAGAGGAGGGAGAGAAAGAGUCGAUAGAAACUGUCUUAUCAUCUCUGCCUUGACUGCUGGGCUCAGCAGAGACAGAGAUAUACACACAGGCACACGCACACACACACACACACACACACACACACACACACACACACACACACACACACACACACACACACACACACACACACACACACACACACACACAAACACACACUCUCUCUCUCUCUCUCACACACACACAGCCUGUCAGGAUCUGAGCUUUUACUCUCUUCAUCUCUUAUUCCCUCUCUGUCUGUUUCAAUUUCAAUUUGCUUCAUUGGCAUGACAUGUAGAUGCAGAAGUGCAGCCAGACAAACAAAAGAAAACAGCUAAUAAAAAAAAACACAGAUGAAAAAGCACAAAGAAGAAAAAGCAUAGGAUGUGUACAUGUGUGAAACAUGUCUUCAGCUCUGUGCGGGGUUAUUGUAUACACUCAACACAGUGGCUGAUGGGUCAUAAAUUAUCCCUUCAAACUUUUCCAAACUCUAAUGUUCUGACUGUAAAUUUCAAAAACAGUUCAAAUGCAAUAAUUUUUGUUGUCGUCUUCCUCUGCCUGGUUUUGUCUUAUUUGUUUGAAAGCUAUCAGGUAGAAGGUGGACACCAUAUAAGAUUAUUUAACGCUGUCAAUCAACCAAGUUACAAGAACAGACUAGCCUCUAAUCUUCAACUUCUUCAAAAUGUCCCGUGUUGAUGAGAAAAAAUUUAGUUAUGAGGGUGUUUUUGCGUUUGCGGUUUGUUCUUCAUAUGACGAGUGUGUGAGUUUGAGAGGUGUAACAUGUGUGUGUGAUGGUAAUGAGGUCAUUGUUGUGGCAGGCGGAGGGGACUGCUGGCUAAUUCCAGCUGUAAUUAACAUUAGUGGGUCAGGAAGAGGGUCGAGAGUAAAAGACAAAGGUUACUUGAACCACAUUUUCUCUGAAUGUGUCCAUCAGUCAGUGGAUCAAUGUGUUUACGAGUUAUUCACGUGCGUGUGUGUGAGAGUGUAAAAACUGCAGUGAUACUCGGUAGUGUUAGUGUGUUAGGCGCUGCUGAGGUCUUAAGAUGUGUCGCCUGGCUCCCUUGAGGAAAUGGACAUGUGUGCACUCAUGUGUAUGAUUUGCUAUUAGGGUCACCGCUCUAUUUGACACAACGCUACUUGCUCCACUCUGUCUGUGGAGGAGCUGACCCACGCAUAUGAGCACACUAUGAUGUCUAGGCAUAAAGGCAGAAACACACACACGCGCGUGCGCACACACACACAGAUACUUGUCUAUUCUUUCUGAGCACUACAUGAUGAGUUUCAUUCAUUCUAGAUAAAUGAGACAUCAGCUGUGUUCAAAUUCAGACAAUACUUUCUGUCAAAAUCUCAUCCCCUGGCUAACAAAAGAGCCCCACACUUGUGCUAACUGGAUUGUCUGUGUUUUAAUCAGAGCUGUCCUUCAGCUCUACAAUGAAACCAUUUCUCCAUGUAUCAAACCCUUCACAUAUUUCUCUCCCGUUCUCCUCCUCAGGUAUGAACCAUGAGUCCAAUAAAUCACCGUCAAUAGGAAUGAUCUCCUCAGCAGCUCGCACCACGGCCACUGUCAGUCCCCUCAGCCCUCUAACCAAUGGGAACACAGUUGCCCAGUCUGCAAACUCCGGAUUUGCUGCUGCCUUGCGUAAACUGGCAAAACAGGCAGAGGAUCCCAGAGGUGAGUCCUAAAACUUAAGACUUUCAGCAGGUCCAGGUAGUGAUCUUGCAUAGUUCACACAAACUCACACAAGGGUUCAAGGAUUCAAGGAACUUUAUUUGUCAUACCCCACACCUUUGACAGUCUGUGGUACGAAAUUAGUACCCAGGUCCGUUCCCAAGCCAAGAAUAAAAUACAAUACAAUAAAUAAAAAUAUCAUACAAUAGAUAAAAUACAAUACAAUAUUUAAGUAAGGCUGAAAUUAGCCCUGUUGCACUAAAAAUCCCGUGUGAAAGCAGCACCUCGGUUCCUACCCAGUGUCGAUCAGACUGAAAUGAUUAAAACAAAGGAGGGAGGAGGACAGAUUUGACCAAAUUUGACCUCUUUUAACCUUGUUUAAUGUAACUAGUAACUUAUUUACCUUAUUGAAUUAUGUAUCAGUUUUAUGUCAGUUUUUAUUUUGGCCUGUAGGGGGUUUAUAAACUCAAGCUGAGCAGUGAGACAGGCGCAGAGAUGGAAAGAAAGAGGGAGAUCACAAAAGACUUAAUAUUUCCUAUAAUCUGAUGUUAAUUAAUAAGUAACAGAGCUAACCUGCAAAUGACAAACUUUAAUUUGUUUCCAUUGAAAUGUCAUUGCAGGCUCUAUGUGCCUUCAGAAUAAAAGCACUGUAUGGAAAACAAACCAUACAUGCUUAUUUUUCAUGCUUGGGAUGUAAACAUAGCUGAGUCCUAAUGUUUUUUUCUUUGUAUCGGGUAGGAUACAUGCAGCUCACUCACAAAAAACAGGUGAGAUUGGCCCAUACUGUGGACUAAACAGCCUAAUUUGUGAACAUAAGCAGCAAAAAUCAUGCUGUUACAUAGAUGAUAUGCUUCCUGUUUAGAGUGCCAGGGUAGGUACAGUGUGCUGUAGUAACGCAAACAAGAUCAGGGUUCACCACACCAAACUGUACCAAACCAAACCAGACCAGACCACUUGAUGUACUUGGGGAGAUUGCACAAACUUACAUUAACUUCCUGAAAGGCUUACUUGAACACUAACCUCAACCGCUGAGCCAAAAAUCUGUCUUCCUCUAUUGGCAACACAGCCGUGACCCCAGUUGUACAAAGUCCCAAAUUAACCGGUUGUCAGUCUGACACAUGUCCACAAAAGUGAGCAUAGUCAUACACACACACACACACACACACACACACACACACACACACACACACACACACACACACACACACACACACACACACACACACACACACACACACACACACACACUAACCUGCGGACUCAUCUUUAUUAGUCACACCCAAAAAGAACAAACUGUACUAACUGUCAGGUUUAUUUAACAUCUGUUGGCGUAUCUGCAUGUUGUCGUUGUCUCUGUCAGGUGUUAACUAAGAAACUGAUCUGUUAACAUGGAACUAUUUUUUAAAUUUUCCUCAUGUUUUAUUUGAUAAGAGGAAAGUAAGAACGCUCUGUUUUUGCACUUCUAAAAUGACAGAGAGGCAUCAUGUUUAAACGCUGGUUUUCUGUUUUAAUGCUAGAGCUUAUUUGUUUCUUACUGAGCGUACAGACUCAAUAGCGGUAUGAUACUUCUCUACUUUAAAAGAAAUGUGCUGAAAUGUUUCUUUAUGAUGUGAACGAGGUUUUAUUGGAUGAAGGUUGAACAGUGUUUUGCCACACAGUGCCAAUGCCAGUGUAAGUAGAUCAUUUUACAGACCAUGGUUGUGUUUUGUGGGUUAUUCUGAAAUACUUUAAAGCCUGGUAGCUUUUUGAACAUGCGUUUUUUUUUUAAUGUGUGUUCAUGUACGAGUGUGUGUUUGUGUGUCUCCACUCCACUCAGCUCAUUGGUAUCCUAAUGAAGGUGUUGAAUAAGAGCUGACCUAUCCCGACCUCUUCUUCUCUGCUUCUUCCUUCACCCGUUUCCAUUCAUCUUCUAAUAAUGAGAAUCUAAUUACACUCAAUUAUAACAAGCUCUCUCUCUCCCUCCCACACUCUCUCUCUCUGUCUUUGCUCUCUUUAUCUUCAUCCCAUUUUCUUCCCCACAUAUCUGUCUCUAUCUCUACCUAAGGCUCUACAUGUGCUCAUUCAAUCCCACCUUCUCUCCCUCGUUAUUUCAGCCUUCCUACCAUCUUUGAAAGGCUUUGUGUGUCUGUUAGUCAGUCUUACAGUAAUAGUUAUGAUAGAGCCAAAGUAGUCAAAACCACGCAUGCACUCUCUUUAUCACAUUUAACACCACUCCCUACAGUCUUGUUUAACACCUUUAUUUAUGACAUCCUUCUUUCUGUCUCUGUUCAUCUGAUUUUCUCUCUUUUCAGCCGUGUCACUCACUUUCAUCUUACUCUGUUUUCUCAUCUCUUUUUACCUCCUGCUUCUUUUUACACCCUGCGUUCUCCUUUUAUUUUUGUGUGUACCAUCUGUAUCAUGUCAGGUGGGGAAGAUUGUUUGAUCCUGAAUCUUUCAAAUCUGAUUAGCUCUCUGAUAGCUGUAGUUUAUUCCUCCCUCUCCUUUCCUGUCGUCAAUCACGUCUCUCUUCUCCGGCCUCAGGUUCUGCCCUCAGCAGUGAGUCAUCUCCCGUCUCUUCUCCGGCCACCAGCCACACCUCACCUGUCACCACCCCUAAGCGGGGCUCUUUAGUGCCCCUUCUGGGUCAGACCAGGGGCCACAGUGUCCCCAGCACCCCUCCGGUGGUCACCAUCGCGCCCACAAAGACGAGCAACGGCCUGUGGCGAGCAGACGGACGUCAGGUUAGACAUGUCAUUUAUCAAGCUCGCUGGUUUUCCAGACAAGUUUAAAACGAGACAUCUGCUAUUCUGUGUCUGGCCUUUUUUGCUCGUUUCUCCUUUUUUAGUUUCUCUUUGACUCUUUCUCUCUUGAUUUCUCUCAGCAGAUGUGUUGUCUGUCUCUUUCUGUCUCCCAGUGUGUCCUCCAUUAAAGAAAUAGACCCAGAGUUUUUCUACAUUACUGUCAAAACCAGCUGUCCCCUCUGUUUCUUCAAUUCUGUCCCUCUAUUCUUUCACUCUCUUUUUCUGUCUUGUCUUAUUCUCUCAUUCCUUAUCCUCACACUCCCCCUCCCCCACCUCACCCCUUCCUCUUCCCAGUCCACGUCUUUUGCAGCAACACAUGAGGGGUUUGUAAAGAAGCUGUGGAGGCUGCAGAGACUGGCACCUAUUGUGUUCAGCUUCCUGCACUGUUGGUGUGUCAGUGUGUGUGUGUGUCUGUGUGUGUGUACUUGACCCUUCACCACAAAAGGGCGAAGGAUGUGAAGAGGGACCUGUGUGCAGGAGUUUGUGUGUGUCUGUGUGAGUGAGUCUAAGGUGGGGCAAGGAACCAGGCACCCUCACACAAUGCAGGGGUGAGCCCCCACAGUCGCCACUUCCCCCAGGAUCAGAGCGCCCUUUCUCCCCCUUCACAAAGACCACUCUGUGGCUCUGCCUGCCCGGGGCUCCCAUUCAGACAUUUAGAGGGAAAGACGGAGGGAGGGAGGCAGGAAAACAGAGAAUAGGAUGUUAAAAAGGAGGCGAGGGAGUGUAAGAAUAAGCAAAGAGAUUUAGUGUUUGUCCUUAAUGUGUGCAGCUUGUCCUACAGGAGGACUUUCAAAAGAGACAGUUUCUGGUCGCCUAUCUGUGAAGGCUGCCCGAGAGGUCAGAGGUUAAGGAAUGUGGUGGCUGCUCUCCAGACUGUCUGUGUUGUCCAAACUAUUGAAUACAGAUUGUUGAAUGAUAGAGAGAGGUUUAGAGAGAGGAUAUGCUGAUGGUCAGAAUCUGCUUUCCAUGAGCAGCACAUUCAAAACUAUUCAAAACACAUGCAAAGUGCAGAAACAUCACUGCGAAUCAAGUGUUGUACUAAACUCAGGUUGCAGAUUGGGUGUUGCUGGCGUAAGUCAUUUGUUUGUGGUUUGUCUGAGGUCAAUAUGACCUGGACUGCUGUCUGUUGCUGUAGCAACAAGACAUGGAGUGAAUGUGAAAUUUUCUAUCCAUAAACGUACAAUAUCGUAGUGUCACUUUACUGUCAACACUUAAUUUAAAGAAUUUAGGCAACAGUGUCUGUUUAAGCACAGCUGAGUUGGUACUUAAACCAGAGAAAAACAUCAUUACUUUGCUGACUUUUCACAUCAUCAGAUCCAAAUCCGAUUUUAUCCAAAGGAUUAUUUGACAUUCAUUUUUUAUGACCAUUCAAGGUUUUUAUUUGGUUAUAAUCAGCUAAGGAUCAAAACAUCUGUCUGCAAAUGAAUCCUCUAAGUGUGAAUCUCUCAGGCAGACAGCGAGAGCGAGCAGUGAAGGAGAGCGCAGUUGGCCAGAUAUAGGUUCAUCUUUCCACCUUGAUCUUGACCUCUUUGACAUAUCAGACCCACUUUGGUACUCCGCUGAGCCUCUGAGUACAGCUCAGGGAGGUUUGACUCAGUCACUCUUUCUCAUUUCCCUCUCUUCUUUUCACUUUCCAUGGAGCGCACACUCACAGCUCUUUCUCCGUCUGCCUCCCCCCGUCAGGCUGAGCCAAGGGUUCAGGGUCUAAGCCGGGAGCGAGCAGGUGCUGAGAACACCCAACCUCAGCAAGACAGCAGGACUACACCCACCUCUUCACUUCAUCCUCUGGCUCACCCCUUUGGCCUCACCCCUAGCUCUGUCAUGCAAGACCCCAGGUUACAGAGCCUCAGGUAGGUGUAGCAUGCUCAUAUUAAAGCUCUGUGUACAACUUUAAAUGCAGGGCUAUUUUUAAAGCGGGAUAACCUUUUAAUUUAUCACUGCCUCUACUGGUUCUGCAGUUUACCUGGGCAGAUGCAUCCUGUGGUUCCCUCGGGUGCUGUCCCAGAAGAAUACCUGAGAGCGCUCCGGCCCUUCAGCAACUCGGAUGAUCUCCGACUCACCUCUUUGCCCCUGAGUUUAGACCCUGCUGCUGCCGCCCACGCCGCCGCUGCAGCUGCUGCUGGGUACUACCAUCCUGCUUACCUACACCACCCACUGUCCUUACCAAGGUAAAAACACCACCUUAGACCUUAAAGGGAUAUUCCAGCAUAAAUUAAAGUAGGGUCAAAGCACCAUAACACCGAGUUAGAUACCCUGUCGAGAGAUGAAUGUUGCUGACUGCUUAUUUCUGUAGUUAUACCAACUUUAGUAACGACCGCAGGAUAGCAAUACAGAGAGCCACGCGCUCAACCAAAAAGCAACUCUAUAGCCACAAAUAAUACUCAAAACAGCACCUAACUUCAUCAACAGUAAAUAUAGGGUCCUAGCCACAGUACUAGUCAUCAAACAUCUUUUUAACUUUGCUUAAUUUCUUUAGCAAAGAGACUAAACACAUCUCACCUACUCUCUUCAAGCAGCCGCUUGUUUGUACAGAGGCUUGCGGGUGAGUCCGCAGCAGGGGGACGCAGCUCAAGGAAGAACAUUUACGAUCAUUUCUUUAUCAUUUCCUUGAAGUAAUAAUCAUCAUAUUAAUAAUUUUGCACUGCAGAUGCAGUAGUUCUUCUGCCUUAGCGCCCCGGUCUGAUUGCAUUUCCAUGAGGAAAUUAUCAUAAAUGUUCUUCCUUGAGCUGCUUCCCCCUGCUGCAGUCGAUGGACUCGCUCAGAGGUCUUUGUACAAACAAGCGGCUGCUGGAAGAGAGUAGGCGAGUUGUGUUUAGUCUCUUUGCUAAAGAAAUUAGGCAAAGUUAAAAAGAUGUUUGGGGGCUAGUGCUAUGGCUAGGACCCUGUAUAUACUGUUGAUGAAGUUAGGUGCUGUUCUGAGAUUAUUUGUGGCUAUAGAGUGGCGUUUUGGUUGAGCUCGUGGCUCUCUGUAUUGCUAUCGUGCGGUCGUUACUGAAGUUGGUAUAACUAGAGAAGCAAGCCGUCGGCAACAUUCAUCUUUCAACAGGGUGUCUAACUCAGUGUUACGGUGUGUUUGACCCUAACUUAAUUUUACGCUGGAAUAUCCCUUUAAGUCACCUCACAGAACUUUACAUAGAUUUAUAUUUAGAGAUAUUUUACUAUUUUUUAACUGGGGUUGUUAAUGUUACAUGUCACUUUCUGUGCCUUAGGAUGGAGGAGUCCCUGUGUCUUUCUGCGCUGCGGUCACAGUUUUACUCUGUGCCUGCAGGGGGUGCCUUUCCUCCCCUCCACCACUCUGCCCUCCACCUGCACCUGCCUGGAGGCCGCUACCCUGGAGAACUGAACCAUGCGGCGCUUGCUGAGAGGUAACACACACACACACAAACACAAGCCCGCACACAGGAAUAUAUGCACACUACUGCUCUCAUCUCUUUGUCUGCAGGGCUGUGUGUGUAAUCUCUCUCUGCAGGGUAGGCACAGGUUGCUGAGUGUGUGAUAUUUUUAGCACACACCCCACAGAGCCUCCUAUACACUUAUCACACAUACUGCCCUUCACACAUACAAACUGCACAUGAGAUUUGACACACGUGAUCACGAGCGAGUCUGCCUUGUGCUUCUUUAAGCAGUUUGUAGGGUCACUGUGCAAAUUGUUUCCCUGCUGCAUCAUUCACGAGGGAAAUGUUUGUGUUUGGAUGGUAUUUAUCAGGUUUCUGUAAUGGCUCCUGUGUUUCCUGGAGGUUUGUUUGUGUGCUAUUGAUUGCUGGUGAAUGUGCUCAGCUGUGUAUGGAAGUGUGUGUGUGUGUGUGUCCUUUUUCCUGUGGAUACCUAUUAAGUGUUCAUCUGCUCUUGCUCAGUCAUGCUGUGUAUGGAUUAUUUUCCUUGUGGCAAGUGGUGAGUCUGUGUGCAUAUUUGUGUGUGUCUGCAUGUGUGUGUGUGUGAGCAGAAAUGUUUGUGUGGGGUUCACCAGUGUGUGGUUAAUAUCUGCCUCAUGUUGGGUGUUGCAUCUCUCACCUUCUCCCCUGUGUGUGUGUGUGUGUGUGUGUGUGUGUGUGUGUGUGUGUGUGUGUGUGUGUGUGUGUGUGUGUGUGUGUGUGUGUGUGUGCGUGUGUGCGUGCUCACUUGUCAACCUCCCCCACAGGCUGCAGAUGGAGAAUGAGCUCCGCCAGCGAGAGAGACAGCAAGAGUGCGAACGAGAGAAAGAAAGGGAGCGCGAGGCAGGGCUGGAGCGCGAGAGGGAGAGGGAGAGGGAGAGGGAGAGGGAGAGAGAGGAGGAGAGGGGGAGAGAGCGGGAGAGGGAGAGGGAGCUGGACAGACAGAAGGAGAGACAGAGGGAGAGACAACAGCAGAUGGUCAGAGCGGCAGAGAGCCACUACCUGGCUGAGCUGCAGGCUCGGAGGGCACCACCGGAGGACAGGGCCCGGCCAGGAGAGAGGCUGACCCCGAACAGACUGGGUACCUACAUGCAAACACACACGGCACAUGACACGUAUACAACCAUGUCUGCAGAAAGACAUACACGUGCAGACAGAAACAGUUGGAGAAACACACCCUGUUACAAAUCCAGCAUUGUGGAUGGCAACCUGAUGAAGGAAACAAAAACUGAUAAUUAAUUAAUAGACUAGAAGUUCAGUCAAGUGUUAGAGCUUUAGGAAGUUAUAAACACUAUACCAUUAGCAUUAUGCCAGCCCCAAACCCCCAUGAGUUACGACUGUCUUCAGCCUAGCUUCAGCGCUGAGGAAGUUCCUGGUAUUGUUUUUAUUCUCUUCUAUUAGGUGGUUGUGGUUGCGUGCUGCAGGGCGUCAAAAUACCCUGUUUUUGAAAGGGAGAAAUCAAAAGAGAUCUGAUAAAAGAGGAGUUUGUGGGAUGGAUUGACACCCAUAAGUUGUACGUUUUAAGGCCAUAUGCCAGAACAAAGUUGAGGGUGUGAUGAAGAGAUUAGUUUUCAAAGACUUUGAAGCUCACCAGCAGAGCCAGGGAGUAGAUUCAUAGUUAAUUGUGAGUUAGCAAUGAAUUUCAACCUCUUUGAAUACCCUGUUACACUACUCCAAAAGGUUUAUGUGUGAAAAUGUCACUGGAUUUUUUUGGAAAACCUCCCCGAGCGUUUAUGUUGGAGAUGCAUGAAAAUAUUCUCUCUGAGGUGCUUAAUGAUGCAAGUAAACAAAUCUACAAAUGCUCGUCAACUUGUAAAUUUUUUUUUCUGUUUUAUCAGAUAAAACCAAGGACACAGAGCACCCGGGUUUCACCGCACCCAAACAUCUGUCCUUGCAGCCCAACCUUCACUCCUCCAGAGGCUCCAUUCCCCACCCUUUGCCCAGCCUGGUGCCCUCUCACAUGGGGAAACAUCACGCUGCAGCUGCUGGAGGCAUCCAUGGGGCUCUGGCAGCCGCCAUGAUGACACAGAGGGCCAGUGAGGCUGCGUGGUUGACGCGGCAACGGGGACAUGAGAGGGAGAGUCCACUAGAGAUGGGCCUUAGGUCACCUGGGAAAGGGGUGGAGCCAAGGAGAGACACACAGACCCGCAGGUGAAAAAUGUGCUCCAACAAAGUCGAUAUAUUCUAAUGUGUGGUGGAGUAAGACUUGAAGUUUUAAUGUUAUUUAUUUUAUUUUAUUUUAACAGAAACAGUUCCAUCCAUCACAACCCAAGCAGCAAAGAUAUACCUCCCCUCCUUGGUGCCCCCCCUCCCCUAAUCUCACCUAAAGGUCCCCAUCACCACCCUGCACCUCCGACUACACUGUGGAACCCUGCCUCCCUCGUCGACACUUCCGCUGAUCCCCGCAGAAAACUCAAUCCUCCUACUCUGCCAAGUCGGCCUCCUCCAGGACUUACCAGAGCCGAGAGACCCCCCCUGAGCUGGGAGGAGAAGCAAGAAGAAGGUGGCAGGAGGGGGGCAGAUGGCACAGAUAGGUUCACCUUACUGAGGGAAGCAAGUUUACCAAAAAAUGGAUCUUGGAGCAGGAUGGAGCAGGACAGAACCACCCAGAGUCUUUAUCACACCAAUAACCUCCACCAGAGACCCUCUGCACCUCCUCCUGUUCACAGGAGCUGCACUGACCGGGCAGCGUCUCCAUGUCCACCGCGGCAGAGUCAGAGUCAGGUGCCUGACAGCAUGCUGAUGUACGAUGAAGUUCUCCAUCAGCAUCGCAGGCUGCUGAGUAAACUGGACCUGGAGGAGAAGAGGAGGAGGGAGGCCAGAGAGGGAGGUGAGGAUGCCAGGGAGGGGGUUCAUGAGUAGGCGGGGGAGAUUGUAAGCUGAAGGAAAGAGUUAUUGUCACAGUGACUGGGCAAAAUGUUCAAAUGACAGUGCAAGUUGUCGAAGAAUUCGUGAAGAUUUCUCAACACUUUCCAAUUUCUCAUUCUGUGUUACACUUGCAGAUAUUUCAUCACAUUUAGAAACAUGACCAAAAACUUUUCACUAAACUGAACUUUUAAGCAUCAUACAGGUCUUAACGAUCUGUGCUGAUGGAGACAGGAUCAUGUCAUUUUUCACUCACAGCAGAGUCUUUCCAUGAGGCACAGUCUGUAGAGGCAUUCAUUUGAACAAAUAUGGGGUAGUGAUAAUAUCUUUGAGGCAAAACUUUCCCAGAGAGAAAUGAAAACACUGUUACAGAAUUUUUGAAUGAUAAUUAUUCCUUUCUCGUGCCUCUCUCCAGGUUACUACUACGACCUUGAUGAGUCAUACGAUGAGAGCGAUGAAGAGGAAGUCAAAGCUCAUUUGAGGAGAGUCACAGAGCAGCCGCCACUCAAACUGGACACAAGCUCAGAGGUGCAAAAACACAAACUACAAACACGCAUACAUACAGUAGACUCAGUGUGGAAAUGCUCUGAUGUUAAAGUGGACUAUUUAUUUUCCUCCAAAGAAAGUGGAUUUCUUGGGGGUGUGCGGUCUGACCACACUCGCCCAUCGAGAUGAGCUCCUGGCCUGUAAGAGGAGGAAAAGGAGGAGGAUGAUGAGAGAGCGUAGCGUUUCUCCGCCAGCUGUUCAGGGCAAGAGAAAGUCCUCUUCACCUAUCACACCCUCAGUUACCUUAACUACCCCAUACUCUGCUGAGCAGAUGGACAGCACCCCUAAACUCGAGGAGAAGAAGGACUUCCUCCUUAUGUUCAACCUCUCUCAUGUCAGUCCGCAGAAGAGGAAAGGUAAAACCUGUUUUUAAAUCCCAUCACAUCCUUUGAGCUACACCGCUGUGCUCGCAGUUGUUCCAGUGAUUACCAGUGGAAAAAAGGAAAUAUUUUAAAUAUCUGUCAUAUUCUGAAAUUAUUGGCAAAACCAAAUGUAUUUUCCAUUUUGUGAAUUAAUCAAAAGUCCAUCUAAAACACGGUACAGGCUCAGAUAAGCACUUGUAUUACAUUGUGAUCUGCAUGCAGUAGUGGACAUAUGACUCGUUUCUUAUCUGUUAUCACUAAAUUGCUGCAUCUUAUCAAAUGCAAAAACACAACGUGAUAUAGGCGUCAUUUAGUAGCUCUCCUGCUUGCAAACCUGCUCCGUAAUUUUUGGACAUAUAGACGCAUCAUACCGAAGUGCCGGUUUUAACCACUCACCCAAAAUGGCGCCAUGUAUUCUGAAUUUUUUUAAUCUCUUCCUUAAGGAGGAAAGGAUAGUGGAGAGAGCAGGAAAUAGGGGGACAGAGUGGGACAUGACAUGCAGAAAAGAGACUGCAGGGACAAAGAGAACCAGGGGCAGCCUGAUUCAGUAUCGUAGCCUCCUCUGUUUGUGGGUUAGGGUUAUAUGACCCUGAGCACUAAGACAAACAGAUGCCCCGCUGGUGCCCUAACUUGAUGGAAUAUUAAAAAAUGUACUUUUUACUAUUAUUAAAUGAUUAUUUUAAGGUUUGAUAAAUUGUUGGAAUAGAGCCUGCAGUGCAAAAUAUCUUGUAAUUUUUGUAUUGUGAUGACUUUCUUUGUGGAACAGUGGUGUAUCAUCAUUUUUGUUUCAUCUCAAACUUUCUUCCCUAACUGUAAAAGGUCAUCAGAUGAGAAGACAAAUGUAUUUUUUUCUCAUAUAAAAAAGUCUAUAUUUGUCUCAUCUGCGAUAAAAUCUUGAUGAGGACAAAAAUACACAGUGGAAGCCUCUCUGCCUCUCUUCGAUGAGAACCAUGGCCUGUAUAUGUACUAUAGAGACUUUCCAUCAAACGUCUGUGGCCAUUGUCUGUCUGACAUAGCCUCCAUUUAUCUAUUUACUGACCUUUUUCUGCCAGUUGCUUCUGUUGGUCAAUAUUUCAUAAUCUUUUCCUCUGAUAUGAUUGGCAGGUGUUCUCAUUCUGUCUUUUUCUCUGCAGAUAAGGAGAGGACGGAAGAGCUGCUGAAGGCCAUUCAGAGGAAAACUGUGACGUUAGACACACUCAGAUAUAAUCCCUUACCUCUGUACAGCAGUCCUUCUGCCCCCUCAGCAGGUGAGACACACACUUAAACAUUAAAACACAAAAAUGUAAAUUCUUGUAAGAAGAUUUCUAAGAACUUCUUUAAAUGUAAUUUCAGGCGGCUCCUCUUCAGCCAGUCCGUCGUGUCACUCAAAUGGUCAUCCAUACCCAGAGUCCCCCAGCCCCUCCCCUCCUCACCUACACAAACCUCAACAUCUCCGCCAUAAUGACACAUUCAAAUCCUCUGUGGACUCCCAUGUCACUCGUAUCCCUCCACCAUUGACCCAAGGGGAGGCUGAAUUCACUGACAAGAUGCCUCAGGGCAUCCAGAACGGAGUUGCUGCUUGCCCUCUGAAAAAGGAGCCCAGUCCUGUACAGAACGGACAGAGUCGGCCAUCUGAGAGGUUUACACCUGAGACCUUCGCUCAGCACUUCCACCAGGCUGUGCUUCAGUCCACACACACUCUACACAACAAACGUUAGUGACUUAACUCCUGUAAAUGUAGAUGUUUGCCUGACUGUGAAAAAAUGAGGAUGUUGUGCCACCUAGUGGUGCUAAUAUGAGAUUACUGUUCAACGACAGAACGGGCUGACAUUUCUUUUAUCUUCACUCUUCCUCCUCAGGGUUUUCAAACAUCAGCUCUGAGGCCAGUAUAAAAUCAGACCGCUCGCUGCCCCUCAACAUCUCUCAGCUGAAAAACUCAAACCAUAACCACGUCCUUCAGCAGGCGCAAAUUAACGGACACCAUAUUACUGCAACCAGUGGAAAACUUCCUGGAGCACAAGAAAACCAGUUUGAUGAUGAUGAGGAGGAGGAAGAGUCUGAUCAAGAGGGGGUAGAGGAAGAGGAGGAAGUAGAAGAGGCUCCAAAGAAGUGGCAGGGUAUUGAAGCUAUAUUCGAGGCCUUCCAGGAGUACACUGAUGGUGAGUCAAUGUUACGUCAGCAUUACGAAAACCUCAGCCUUCUCUCAGAGAGCUUUUAGGUAUCAGUCAAGAGCUGUUUCUGCAUACUGUCUUCAAAAAUUGAUGUUCGAGCUGUUUACCUUUAACACAGAAACAUAACAAGAACUUUACAAUAAUCACUUUGAUUGGUUUAUAUUUUUUAUUGUUUGGGGAUCAAUAAAAAAAAUAAUACAAAGAUUGUUUGAUACAAGUUUGCACAUCUAUUCAUAGUUAAGAUGUUGGGGUGAGCUUUUCACCUGUUCAUUGCUUUUCAGAGGUUUAUCGUAGUUUAUUAUGUAAGGCGUAGUGUGCAGUGAACCUGUGGGUGUGCAAAAUUAAGUCCCAAGUCCUGACAAGAUGAGACAAAAUUGUGAUGCUUGUCUCACCCUAAUUCACAUAUCCACCAGCUCAUUUUGCAUUAUAAUGCUUAUCAUCUGGUUGCCAUUUUAAAAUACUCACUAGCUUACAGUGGGUGAAGUAUAAUUUUUCUGGUUAAAAAUGAUUAAUUCAAACAACUUAAAAAAAGGAAACAAUUCCUCAGACUCCACAGUUGGUUGUGCUUCCAUGGCAACGAUAUUCUUAUCAGUCUACCCUCAGUUUGAAACUUUAAAUUACAACAAGUUUCAAAUCCAUUCACAACAAAGUAAAAACAUUUGCAUUUUUUGUAUUCUCAUGAUUUUGCUUCAGGAGAGAUCAAAUGUUCCAAAACUGCUUCCUGAGGAUUGAGCUGAGAUGACCUGUGUGAGCAGGUUGUCUCUGAUGUUGUGUUUACCAUUCAGAAUUAAUUACUGUUAUUAUUGGUGUUUAACCAAUCAGAAUUAAGUAUUCAACACAAUCAGGGGGUCAGUAAGAAAUCCAGGUAACAAUGGUUUUAAUGACUUGUUUUUACAUUGGCAUCUACGGUAGACACAUGUAAAUAAUCAUUUUUGUGAAAGUGUAGAUGAGGAAUUAUGAGGGAGCUUUGGUUGGGAUGCUUUUGUUUCUCUUUUCUCAUAAUCCUUCUCUUUUUGUCUCUCUGUCUGUACAGAGUGGAGUAUAGAAAGGCAGGUCCUUCACAGUCAGUGUAAAAGACUUGAAGCACAGAACUACAAUCUGACCAGAACUGCAGAGCAGCUCUCUCUCACCAUGGGGGUAAGUAUCUGAGACCAUGCCCUACCUCUCUGUGCCUUGUACAUUCCUCUUUCAUCCUAUUUUCAUGCCAAUUUUACAGUGUUUGUUUUGCACUCUUGUUUUAAGUGAGCUAAAGCAGCUUGAUGCAUUAUGUGUCGCCUCUAAUGAGAGUCCUGUUUGUCUUCGAUUUGUCAGGAUCUGGUGAGUCAGAGGCAGAGAGUGAGGGAGGAGAGGGAGAGACUGCAAGCCCAGCUUGAGCACUUCAGGAGGUGUCUGACACUACCCAGCAUUCACUGGGGCCGGGGGCAAGUCAACGGUCACACGCCCAGGUGACCUCUGAAUCUGUCUUUUGGAAAGUUCUGCCCCUGACAGCAAAGGAACAAUAACAAGGACAAGACAGACUGGAGCCCCAGCACUGUCUGCACCUGAAGCACUUGAAGGAGCCAAUCCUUGUCUUGUUAUGCCUUUAAGGCUGACUGGUGAUGUUACCUGCCUGGUUACAGAUUCAACUGGUUAGCUACCAUGUUAGUAACAGGGACCAUAAGGUAUAAGCAGUCUCUCUGUGCCUGCUCGGGGAUGGUGACAGCACUGUGUAGGUGAAACAGCAUCUUUAUCAGUCACAUUAACCUCACCCACUUAUCUCUGAGCUGAACUCUGCAUCAGCUUUACACAAACUCUAUCAAUCCAAACUAACGUCACUUGGCACAAACCUGUAGCCUCUCUGGACAGAAGUGAGGGGAGACGAAGCUGUGGUCACUUUUUGUACACUCAGAACAGGAGAGUUGAGACGAGGAAUCAAGGUACACCUCAGGCCUUAAACUGGAUGUAUGCACUUGAAAUAAUCGGAGGAAAUACUUGACUGUCUUCUGUGUUGUGGUGUAAUGUUGUAGUGUUUUCUAAGCACUGUAUCAUGUGCGGGAAAAGGAUACAGAAACUAAAAGAUUAUCUAUUUAACAGACGAUGGAUGCUAUUACUAGCAUUUUUUGAGGUUCAGUAAAUUUUUUCAUGUGACUUCUGGGGAUAGAAGAAGAGUUUUGUAGGUUUUGUUUUCAUCAGUUCUAGUAGGAAGCUUUAUGCUUUGUUUGAUUUGAAAAGCUGCUGGUCAGAACACAUUUAGAAAGUGAAGGAUGCUAGAGCUGUUGUGUUUUUAAAAUUUUAUGUAAUAUCAAAAUGUUUGGGGUUGACAAAAAUGCACACUGCAUGGAGGACAACAUGGCAAAUAUCAGUCUUAUUCUCAUAACACUCUCAAGCCAUGAGAGUCUUUGUCCUGAGCCCUCCACAUGCCUAUAAAUGUUGAUGAAACUUGAACAAAAGAUUUUUUAAUGAUAUUUUCCAACAUAACAGAUGUUCUUAGAUAAAUGGCAUCACUUGAGUGAAACCACCCUUGACACAUUGUCUAACUAUAAAAAUGUUUUCACCAACAUGUAGAUGAUUUCUUGUGGCAUUAUUUUGAAAAAUACAUCAAGCGGGUUUUUAUGGAAAUAGAAAAAGUCAAAUUAUUAUUCCACUUUUUUUCCAGCACUGUGUCAAAGUUAAUAUUCUUUACUCUGAGAGUACUUGAAAACUAUUCUCUGAUUCUUUAUGAGUGACAUAAACAUCCAAAUGACACCAUCCCCCUGUGGAUAACAAUAAACAGUCUCUAUUUUGGUCUUUUGAAGAGAUUUAUUUUUGUUCGAGCCAGCUAAAAUAAUGUCACAGACUCAUAAUUCCUGCCUCUUUUCCUCUAAAGAUUAAAAUCCCAGGAGCCCUUUCCAAGAAGCUACAGUAGCAGAUGACUUGUCUAUGUCACCUCCUGUGACAUCCUGCAUAUUUGUUUGAAUAAUUUGUUAUGUAAUGUAUUAUUUGGGCUGUAUAGUUGUGAUGAAUUAUUUAUUAACAUAUUGCCGUAAAUUCUGAUAAAGAUUUACAUUAAAUAUCGUAAAAUGUCUUUAAUGGCUCCUGUCAUGAAUCUUAUGAGAGUUGCAUUAAAGUGUGCCAUGCUUGCUCUGACACAGGUGAGGACGACUUGAUUGUACACUGUGUAAAAGGCUUCAGAAAGCGUUACUUUGGAAUAAUUAUACACUAUUUUAU
Molecule: messenger RNA, 25297 nt
Organism: Xyrichtys novacula (pearly razorfish)
Lineage: Eukaryota; Metazoa; Chordata; Actinopteri; Labriformes; Labridae
Source: the annotation of a GenBank genome assembly